CGACUCUAGACACUAAACCACCGGUUGAUUCUUCCGGAUUUUCAUAUAGAACAUUCAUCUUGUUGCCUUCUUCUGCCUCAAGAAAUCGAAAACAAUGAACAUCUUUCUUAGUUGCUUCAAACCUAAGUUCUACAAGAAAAGCAAGUCUACAACCAGUUACAUGAAGAUUCGGCUCGAUAUAGUGAGGAAAAAAAGGAUUGCAAUGGUUAAUUUCUUGAAAAUGGACAUUGUGGAUUUUCUCAAGAAUGGCCUUGAGUAUAAUGCUUAUACAAGAGCAGAAAUGUUACUCGAAGAGCUUAGGAUUAUAUCAUGUUAUGAUAUCAUUGAACGAUUUUGUGACUGUAUAUCUGAAAAUCUCACACUAAUGCUGAAGAAAAGGGAAUGUCCUGAAGAAUGCAAAGAAGCUGUUUCCUCUUUGAUACAUGCAGCUGCAUGGGUUCCUGAUGUUCCUGAACUUAAGGAUCUUAGAGCCGUGUUUACUCAUAGAUUUGGGAGUUUCAUUCAUUCAUCUGUAAAUCAUGAGCUCGUUGAGAAAACUGAAUUGCGGAGUAGACCAUCACGUGAACUCAAGAUUCAGACAGUGAAAGACAUUUCUAAAGAGUUUUCGAUUGAAUGGGAUCCUACAGCUCUGAAUCUGUUUCUGCUUGGACAAACUUCAUCUUCGCAAAUUGAUGAUAAGGUAGAGACAGGAACUGAUGAUCCGAAGAUUAGGGAAGAGAAAAGUACAGUAAAUGAUCAAAGCGAGGAUGAAUCGGUUCUUUCAGAGAGCUGGACAAGGGAUUCACUGUCUAAAGGUAGUUUGAGUUCUAGUUCGAGUUCGAGUCGUAGUUCUCCAAGAAGAGACUCUGAAAAGAAGAAGAAGAAGAAGAUUCUGCCUUACGGAUUAAUCUCUCCUCCACGCACGAAACCAGGAGGUAGAAACAAUGAGAAAUCACAAGAGGAGAAAGAAGUAGACAUAUAAAAUAUAUAGGACAAAAUUUAGGUUCCCCCGACGCAAAUUUUUCAAUAUUAUAAUCAAUUAAACUGCCAGCUAGAUUAUUAAUAAAAAUAUUAAUUUUAAAAAACAAAAUCAAAAAUAAUUUAC
Molecule: messenger RNA, 1084 nt
Organism: Brassica oleracea var. oleracea
Lineage: Eukaryota; Viridiplantae; Streptophyta; Magnoliopsida; Brassicales; Brassicaceae
Exons: 6
Coding region: 95-961 (288 amino acids)
Biological process (GO): protein transport
Source: RefSeq, a predicted model, not a curated record